UCGGUGUGUUUCAAUAGUACGCGUACCGCAAUCACUCGACGCGGAUCUUUCUGCGGGACAUUCAAUUAAAUUAAUCUUCCAUUGCCAUAACAUCAAAUCACUGUAUCACUCAAUUAAAAUCACAUUGAAUCACCCCCCGAAUCAUCCAAAAUCAAAUAUUCCGCGAAAUUCCACUAAAUCGGCAAUCCGUGUCAUGAUAUUUCACAACGAAUAAUUCCUCGGUAAUAAUUACAUCAAAUUAUUCCCGAGAAUAUGGACAAGCUAAAAAUUAAUUUACAGAUGGCAAAGUGCAAGCGAAAAAUUUUCCCAUUUUAAAAGGAAGAAUGAUCCAUUCUGAUCAAUUAUUCAAACGAUACCAUUAUAUUCCGCUGAUUUUGAAGAGUGAAAAAGUUUUCUCCAUGGAGCACUGUUAUUUCAAGUUUUCAAUUGAGUGGGUGAAAGAAAAAUGAAUGCUGUUGUUCGACUGGUAAUUAAUGGUAUUAUGUAGGUCGGGGAUUAUCAAGUGCUGAGUAAAUAAUUGCCGCAUCAGUCGGUCGGUCAAGCACGUGGUGAUUUUUAUUGCCAUUCACCACUGUUUGUUUCGAGUAAAAAAUAAAGAAAACAGAUCGAAGAGAAAACAAACAGUGAUUAUUCAUGCGGAAAUUCUUUCAAUAACAUCGAAUUCCAUGGGGAUAAUCUAGGGAAAUUCUAGUAUUCUCGAACUUUGUGUGGCCCAUUGAAGAAUCAUGAUGUCCAGCCAGAAGAGCCCGUCCGUCAUUCCCUUUGUUUAUCCAGAAUCCAUUGAAUUGAUCCUCAGUGUCUCCGAGUCAAUGGUCAGAGGGACUCAGCAAAAUUCCUGGGAUGCGUAACGAGAUGUACGAGGUGCAGUCUGCUGGCUGGUUGAGUCGUCGACCAUCCGACGACUGAUUAUGUCGUCGGGUCACACCGGAUAUCGUCUUGCUAGUUUCCUCCUGUCAUUUCCCACUGUGGCCCUACGUUCUCUCUCUCCAUCACACUCUCUCCUACCUCUGAUCAUUAUCCUCCAAUUGGGGCUCGUUUGUGCUGAUGAUUAUUCGAUUAACUCAAAGCUCACGCGUCACAAUGGAGCUGUCAGUGUCUUCAACGUCAAAUGGAGAACAAGUGGAAGGCCAUCUUCCUCCACGGAGACGAGUCACAACACAACAGAGGAAGUUACUCAGUCAUACUGUGAUUCAAAAGAUUGUAUAGCAAAGAAUAAUACCAAUUACUUAAAUGAGAGUGAGGAUGAUGAGACUCAGGCGGUGACAAGCUCGUCAAUCACAGUAGAAACAUCGGAUGAUCCAGCCGAGCCACAAGACCGGGGGAUGAGCCAAGGAGAGGAGUUUGUAACAGCUGAUGGGCAAGUAGAGGCCAUUGAGGAUCUUGUUAGUUUGAGUUCUGGCACUGUCACACCAAAAACGUGGGAUAAGGUGGACGUGACGAUUCUGGGGCUUUUCGAGUUGACACAGGGUAGUGAGGCAAGACCCGAGGGACCCAGCGAGCUACAAGCUGCCAAGUUUGCCAUCGAUCGGAUCAACCAGAUGGAUAUUGUGCCGAGAUUUAGGAUGGAAUUGCUCCGUAAUGAUACCAGGUGUGACCCAGGUGUUGGUGUGGAUCGUUUUUUCCACGCUCUGUACACAGCCAAACCGGGCACGAUAAUGCCAUUCUUACUGGGGACAGCCUGCUCUGAGGUCACUGAAACCCUAGCCAAAAUUGUACCCUACUGGAAUAUCGUGCAGGUUUCCUUUGGCUCAACAGCACCAGCAUUAUCCGAUCAGUCCGAAUUUCCUCUCUUCAUGAGGACCGUUGCACCAGAUUCCAGUCAUAACCCAGCGAGGAUUGCGCUAAUAAAACAUUUUGGAUGGGAUACCGUCACGACUCUAUCGCAAACUGGCGAUAUGUAUUCUCUGGCUGUUAAUGACCUCGUAACUGAAUUAGAACAGGCCAAUAUCACCUGCACAGCCACCAUAACAUUCAGCGAGAAUGACUACCGGGAACAGCUGACCACUCUCAAGGUUCGUGAUACUCGGAUCAUCAUCGGGAGUUUCUCACCGAAAUUAGCACCUAAAGUAUUUUGCGAGGCGUGGAAGCUUGGUAUGUACGGUGGAGAUUAUGCCUGGAUCCUUCCGGGUGAGACCAUCGACCUUUCUGGAAUGACUGGCGAUUGGUGGCACACACAGGGGGAUAACGAUUGCUCAUCAUCUCAACUUACCCAGACCCUCGAUGGUGUUAUCAUUGUCAAGAGUCAUGGCACUGUUCUUCCAGAACAAACCAGCUCAUCUGGCUUGACGAGCAUUGAAUUCGCCUCGGAGCUUGCAAAAAGAGGUGUAACACUUUCACGAUUUGCCGGGCAAACGUAUGACGCGGUUUGGGCGAUGGCGAUGGCAUUGUCAACGGUGGAAACACUAUUGCAUCAACGUAACACGAGUAUCACUGAGUAUACACAUUUGAGACGUGACAUAGCGUAUGACCUCCAUGCUGAACUGAAGAAUUUGAAUUUUCUCGGUGUUUCGGGUCCGGUGUCUUUCGAUGGUGCUGAUCGCGUGGGGAUAACCGCUUUUUAUCAGAUGCAGGGUCAUGCAGUUAGAAGAGUAGCUAUUUACACCCCGGAAGAUGCUAUAUUGAUGCUAGAUUGUCCUGGAUGCGCGAAUGUCAGAUGGCCAGGGGGUCAUCCACCAGUGGCCCGACGUGUUUUCAGGAUACGAAUGGUAACAAUCGAUCCAGCAGCAUUUCUGGCGGUGGCCUGCCUCGCCAGUGUUGGAAUGACCCUAGCCCUGUCAUUUCUCGCAUUCAAUCUUCAUUUCCGUCGACACAAGAGCAUAAAACUCUCGAGUCCUCGUUUGAAUAACAUGGCUGCUGUUGGAUGUGCUCUAGUUUACGGGGCUGUAAUACUUCUCGGUCUGGAUCAUGCUACCCUUCCAAACAACUAUUUCCCAACGAUAUGCACAGCACGAGUUUAUCUGCUCUCGGCGGGAUUUUCUCUCGCCUUCGGAUCCAUGUUCACCAAGACCUACAGGGUGCAUCGGAUUUUCACUAGAAGUCGAAGUGGCGUCGUUAAAAAUAAGUUACUCCAGGAUACUCAACUGAUUAGUUUGAUUUUCGUUCUGCUGCUGAUUGACGGACUAAUUGUAACAUUGUGGGUAACGCUGGAUCCGAUGGAGCGAUAUCUGCGGAAUCUCACAUUGGAGAUAAGUCCACAGGAUCGCGGAGUGGUGUAUCAGCCCCAGGUUGAAGUCUGUCGAUCACAACACACUAAUGGCUGGCUGGCAUCCCUUUACGCUUACAAAGGCUUGCUGUUGGUUGUUGGGGUGUACAUGGCAUGGGAAACUAGACACGUUAAAAUCCCAGCGCUCAAUGACUCCCAGUACAUCGGUAUGAGCGUCUACUCUGUGGUAAUAACAUCUGGAAUAGUCGUUGUAUUGGCUAAUUUAAUGUCCGAUCGUGCCACCCUCGCAUUCGUGACAAUCACAGCACUUAUACUGGCAUCUACAACAGCAACACUGGCACUUCUAUUUCUACCACAGCUUGCGCAUAUACUCGGGGGUGAACGAGCUGAUCCGGUUGUUCAGAGUCUAGGGCUCAAGAUUGAGUGCAACACAAGGAGAUUCGUUCACGAUGAUCGCAGAGAACUGCAGUACAGAGUCGAAGUACAGAAUCGUGUUUACCGUCGUGAGAUGGCACAGUUGGAGUUCGAAUUAGCAAGGCUGGAGAAACAAUUGGGCCAAGAGCCAAUUGAUCCUUCUCAUGCAUCAUCCAGUGCAUCAAUUCCCCAGAGAAAUCCAAGUAUCGGUGGAGGAUUGCCUUUGCUGUUGUUGAGUGUUUUACCACCUGUUAUACCACGAGCGAGCUGGCCAUCCGCCAAUUCCUCUGGAAUGCGUCGAGGAACCGUAGCGUUUAGCAGUCAACCAGAUUUGGAGCCGAAUGGUGCCCGUAGCAGUUUGGCUGACAUAUACAAAUUGCAAUGGAGACGCGAAACGGAAGGACCGAGUCGCUUGGGGGUCUUCCAGCGUCUCUUCAGUCUCUUCGGCAGCCGUCCCAAUAGUCGAAAAACUUCUACAGCUUCCAUUACCGGUGUUGCCUCAGCUCUCAGGGUUCACAUGGGAUACAUAGCUGGACUGGUGCCGGGUACCAAAGCCUCCUCUACUUGUCAGAUGAAUCUACCCCAAGGCAUGCGUCCGCCACAUCCGAGAUGCGGUUCCGGUCCCAUAAUCAACAUAACUAGUGAAGAGGAUAGGCGAUUGAGUCUUGGAUUGCGACGAAAAGAGAGCAGCGAGCCACGAGUCAACUUUAGUCUACCACUCAAAACGCGCUCGGAAAAUUCCUCUCGCGAGAGAAUAAAAGGUUCACCCCGAUUCCCUCAUCGCAUAAUGCCGGCAAAUAGCCUAGGAACAAUUCCACUUGGAACCGAUGAAUCUAUAGAGCACCGUUGGCAUUCGAUGGACGAUGCAUCACGCUCUAAAGUUACAAAUGCAUCACUCCGGAAUACCACUGGCCCUUGCACACCGAAUUACGAUGUAUGGGCCACACAUCAAGUUGGAAUUCCCUUGAGUGAAUUAGCAAAUACUAUUCGAGGAAAACGCCAACCCGAAACCCGACAAUCACUGAUCAUUCCAGCUGAUUCCAACGCUAGCCCUGAUGACAUUCUACUUGGCAAUGAUCUCAGGCAGCUCUUCAAAGAGACCGGAUCGUCAUUGACACUAACUGAGGAUAAUAGUGCUGAUGUCGAAUUGCAGAUUAUUCAAUCUAUUAAUUUACCCAUCAAUGACACCACGAGAUCUCAGUCGACGCACUUCAAUGCUGAAAGCGGAGAUAUAACUAGCCAACUUUCUCAACACACCGAGUCUUCAGGUAAUAAUAAUGAACUGGAACUUCUCAAUUCGGAAAAUUCUGGUGAGCCGAUCGAUAUUACGUAGAAACAGUCAUGCUGUCAGUUGUUGUGCCAAUAAUGGAGAAUGAAAAAUCAAAACGGAAGGGAUUGGCUUCACAAUGCUCUAGGACUCUCCUGGGACCAAAUAUUUUCACAAAUAUGUGAAGAUGAAAAAGGAAUUAUUUGGAAUGGAAUUCGAACUGACAUUGUAGCUCAAACAUGGCUGCAUAAUAAUUAUCUAAUCGCAUUGAAUGCCCCCUAAUUCCUGGUACCUGCUGAACAAUUAAAUCAUUAAACUAUUAUUAAUGUUUCAAUAGUAUAUUGAGGUGAAGUGAAGUUCGAACGGGGAUGUGAUGGCCGAUUGGCAAUAAGCGGAAGUUGACUCGUAUCAAUGAAUAUUUGUAUAAUGAUUCUCUUCUCCUUAUUCCACUCAAUAUCAUUUUGUUUUCAUAAUGAAUAGAGUAUAUAGGCAGUAUACAAUAGAACGAAAUACAAAUAUUUUUUCGUGUUGUGCAGGGGUGUACCACCAAUGUUCUUUGGCAAUAAGAGGCAUCAUUCUGUGUGUACAAAUAGGUGUUGAAAAGAAAUGAAUCAUGACGUUUAAAUGUUCAACAAUAAUCAAGACGUAUCAGUGCAUUGUUAAGCAUUGUUUGAGAAGGAAUGUACGAUGAAAAUGUAUGUAAUUCAUGUUCUUAUUACCGUUCAUGUUAUCUCAAAGAAAAUACGACUACAAUGCUCAUUUGUUAUGAUGUAUUUUUAUUCAUGGAUAUCUUCAUUUUCUGUAUAAUCAUAUCUUCUUUGUAUGACAGUAUCAUAU
Molecule: messenger RNA, 5681 nt
Organism: Fopius arisanus
Lineage: Eukaryota; Metazoa; Arthropoda; Insecta; Hymenoptera; Braconidae
Gene: GABA-B-R3
Product: gamma-aminobutyric acid type B receptor subunit 3
Exons: 19
Coding region: 909-4910 (1333 amino acids)
Biological process (GO): gamma-aminobutyric acid signaling pathway; G protein-coupled receptor signaling pathway
Cellular component (GO): G protein-coupled receptor heterodimeric complex; membrane
Molecular function (GO): G protein-coupled GABA receptor activity
Source: RefSeq, a predicted model, not a curated record